Molecule: messenger RNA, 1578 nt
Organism: Drosophila miranda
Lineage: Eukaryota; Metazoa; Arthropoda; Insecta; Diptera; Drosophilidae
Product: probable cytochrome P450 12a5, mitochondrial
Exons: 4
Molecular function (GO): heme binding; monooxygenase activity; iron ion binding
Source: RefSeq, a predicted model, not a curated record
ACAAGCAAAAUGUUGCAAGUGCGCAGCGGUCUAUCUAUAAUUCAGGCGCAAAAAGCAGCCCUCUCUGUCAGCAGUCCGCUGCGUUGGCAGACCACAGCAGCUGUAGCAGAGCCCAGAAAUGAUGCAGAGUGGCUACAAGCUCGUCCCUUUGAUCAGAUUCCUAGUACAACUUUUCUGUCUACUGUUAGGAAUUUUAUGCCUGGAGGAAAAUAUAGCAAACUGGACAUUGUGAAAUUGUUCAAAGCUUUGCAAGACGACUAUGGAAACAUAUUAGAUUUACCAGGUAUGAUGGGAGGUACGUCAUACCUGAUGACUCACAAUCCCAAGGACUUCGAGGUCGUGUUCCGGAACGAAGGAGUGUGGCCGCAUCGGCCUGGCAGCGAUACUCUUCGCUAUCAUCGGAAGACUCAUAGAAAGGAUUUCUUCCAGGGAGUGGAGGGAGCUUUACCCACACAAGGAAAAACCUGGAGCGACUUUCGAUCGGCUGUAAAUCCUAUCCUAAUGCAGCCGAAGAUCGUGUGGCUUUACUAUAAGAAGAUGUCCCAAGUGAACCAGGAGUUUGUGCAACGUAUUAAAGCACUCCGUGAUAUCGAUACCCAGGAAGCUCCAGAUGAUUUCUUAAACGUUAUAAAUCGGUGGACCCUCGAGUCAGUCUCUGUGGUGGCUCUGGACAAGCAGUUGGAACUGCUCAAAGAGUCGGGCGAUAACGACCAGGCUGUGUUACUUUUCAAGUACCUGGACGAUUUUUUUGAAUUAACAGCCGAUCUGGAGAUGAAGCCCUCCAUCUGGCGUUACGUUAAAACACCCAAGCUAAUGAAGCUAAUGAAGUCCCUAGAUGGCGUUCAAGAAAUAACUUCAGCGUAUGUAGACGAAGCUAUAGAGCGUCUAGAGAAAGAGGAAAAGGAGGGUGUUGUCCGCCCUGAGAGCGAGCAGAGUGUACUGGAAAAGCUGCUCAAGAUCGACAAAAAGGUGGCGACGGUUAUGGCCAUGGACAUGCUAAUGGCCGGAGUGGAUACCACCUCAAGUACCUUUACAGCGGCCUUGCUGUGCCUUGCCAAGAAUCCGGAGAAGCAGGCCGUACUCCGAGAAGAGGUGAUGAAGGUUCUACCCGAGAAGGACUCCGAAUUCACUGAGGCAUCGAUGAAGAACGUUCCCUAUCUACGUGACUGCAUCAAAGAGUCACAACGGAUCUAUCCUUUGGUCAUCGGCAAUGGCCGAUUUCUCAAUCGGGACAGCGUUUUGAGCGGAUACCAAGUGCCAGCUGGUACCUGUGUGUCGAUGGUUCCCCUGAGCUUGCUAUCAAGCGAGGAGCACUUCCCCAAGGCUGCUGAGUUCCUGCCAGAACGUUGGAUUCGUAACGCCACAGACUCCAACGGGCAAUGCCCGGCAAAUGACUUGAAGCUGAAGAAUCCGUUUGUGUUCUUGCCCUUCGGAUUUGGACCCCGGAUGUGCGUUGGAAAGCGCAUCGUGGACAUGGAGCUCGAGCUGGGCAUCGCUCGACUCAUUCGGAACUUUAGCAUCGAGUUCAAUCAUCCCACGGAGAACGCUUUCGGCUCCUCCCUGAUCAAUUUGCCCAAC